This is a messenger RNA of Cygnus atratus (black swan), 1371 nucleotides long. RefSeq names its product TNF superfamily member 15 (gene TNFSF15). The transcript is spliced from 5 exons. NCBI's taxonomy places the organism in Eukaryota, Metazoa, Chordata, Aves, Anseriformes, Anatidae. Gene Ontology annotation, biological process: immune response. Bases 46 to 882 code for a protein of 278 amino acids. Gene Ontology annotation, molecular function: tumor necrosis factor receptor binding. Gene Ontology annotation, cellular component: membrane. The record is from RefSeq and is a predicted model, not a curated record.
AUAGUACUUGUCCUCAUGAUUUUACAGCCUAAAUGAACACAAACAAUGAAGAAGGAAGAAUACCUAGAGAAGAAAACAAAGGCAGAAGCCAGAGGAGAUUUUGCUGUUGCCAGCUCCCAGCCAGGCUCAGCGGCAGCUCACAUGUCAAGCGCCGGCAUGGACCGCGGGGCUGAGAUAACCCUGGAGGAGGAAGCUCCGGUGAUCGGCCAAGCCUCCAGGAUGCACCUCAAGGAGGACUUGAGGAGGAUACGAUGCGCUGUGCUGCUGUGCCUGCUGGCCGUGCUGCUGCUGGCAUUGCCCACCGCCUACCUGCUGGUUGGAAACCUCCGAGCCCCCAACUCCUGCUCUGGCCAGGUCACAGACGAGAGGGGCUCUCACCUUCUGAAGCAGCGGGCAGUAGAAACUGUUACAGAUACAAUUCCCAGUGCGGAGAAGCCAAGAGCGCACCUGACAGUGAAGAAACAAGACCUUUCCAGCACCAUGGGAAACCACCUGCCAAUCCUGCAGUGGGAAGACAAGCAAGGCUUGGCCUUUACCAAGAACAACCUGAGUUAUUUCAGCAACUCACUGGUGAUACCUGUGUCUGGGGACUACUAUGUCUAUGCUCAGGUCACUUUCCGAGGGCCCAUUGAAAGUUCAGGGAAAGCGAAUUCUGUCACUGCCAUCAUCACCAAAGUCACCGACAGCUACCCCGAGCCCACCCAGCUGCUGACCAGCACCAAGACCCUCCGUGAAGAAGGGAACAGCUGGUUCCAGCCCAUUUAUCUGGGAGCCGUGGUCUCCUUAGAAGUAGGGGACAAGCUGAUGGUCAACGUUAGCAACAUUAAGCUGGUGGAUUACACUAAGGAGCACAAAACCUUCUUUGGUGCCUUUCUACUGUAGGUCUCUGGCAGCAGCUGGUGGGGGCUGACAUGGCCCUGCUGGACUCUGGUUUGGUGGAGGCGUGUUGGGGUGCUGGUCGCUGUUCUGUUCUCGUUCUGUACUGUCACUCACCUGCAGCACUCUCUGCAGCCUUAAAUUAAGGGGUAGGGAAAGCUGAAGCCGCAGGCUGAAUUGAAACAAAGCAAAAAACUCCAGAAAAAUGCAAGUCAGGCUAGAGGAAAAUAGAAGGUUUUGAAAGCAAAAGCUAAGAGCUCUUCAAAACUUUGUAUGCUGGGGAGGGACCUGUUAUAUGUGUGGGAUAGGCCUAUUUAUCCUGAAUACUACAGCUAAGCUGCAUCACUAACUCCUCUUCUAAUAUACAAUUUCCUCAUCUCAAAAAAAAAAAAAGUGUUUUAAACUUUCCCCAACACUUCCAGUAUAGUUUUGCAUUACCUCACUUCAGAUUCUCAGUUCUAAAAGGUAAUUAUUUUUUGUCAUUUCCUUACAAAU